Molecule: messenger RNA, 2296 nt
Organism: Enhydra lutris kenyoni (northern sea otter)
Lineage: Eukaryota; Metazoa; Chordata; Mammalia; Carnivora; Mustelidae
Product: methenyltetrahydrofolate synthetase domain containing
Cellular component (GO): cytoplasm
Source: RefSeq, a predicted model, not a curated record
UCUGGAAAGAAGAGGUCGGCUUUCACUGCCCGCUUGGGAGGUGUUUCCAAACAGGACCUUCGUCAGCAGAUUUGGGACUACAUGGAAUCACAAAAUUUAGCUGAUUUUCCCCGGCCCGUUCAUCACAGGAUUCCCAACUUCAAGGGCUCCUACCUGGCUGGCCAGAGCAUCGGAGAACUAGAGGUUUUUGCCAGAGCGCAGGAAGUUAAGGUGGACCCCGACAAGCCACUGGAAGGCGUUCGGCUGCUGGCGCUGCAGAGCAAAAAAACAUUGUUGGUCCCAACACCGCGACUGAGAACGGGGUUAUUUAAUAAGAUCACUCCACCUCCCGGGGCAACGAAAGACAUCUUGAGAACAUGUGCCACCUCUCAGGGCGUGAGGAGCUACAGCACUCCCGUGGGCUUGGAUUCCAGGGUCCUUGUGGACUUGGUUGUGGUGGGGUCCGUUGCUGUUUCUGAAAAAGGCUGGAGAAUUGGGAAGGGAGAAGGUUACGCUGAUCUGGAAUAUGCCAUGAUGGUGUCGAUGGGAGCAGUCAGCCAGAGGACGCCUGUGGUCACCAUCGUCCAUGACUGCCAGGUCGUCGACAUACCUGAAGCGCUGCUCGAGGACCACGACCUAACAGUGGACUACAUUCUCACUCCGACGAGAGUCAUUGCCACGGGGUGUGAGCGCCCAAAGCCGACGGGAAUCAUAUGGUCCAAGAUCAGCUGUGAGGUGAUGGGGAAAAUCCCCAUACUCAGAAGCCUUCGUUGCCGAGAGAGGCAGGCUGGGAGAGAUGUCACCCUUCAGGAUGAGCCCCGGCACCCUGGGAGCCAGCAGCCACCUCCCCUGAGCACUGUCGGAAGACACCAGGACCCGCACCAGCCGGAAUCCUGUUCCAGGCAGGGGGAGGAUGGGCCUUCUAACUCUGUUUUCAUCGGGAACCUUCCGGGGCACCCAAGUGAGCUGGAGAGAGCCCUCCGAGACCUGGGCACAGUCCCCCAGAGGCUCAGGUGGCAGGGGCCACAGCGCAGGGCCUUCCUCCGCUGUGAGGGCCCCUCCUUAGCCCCUCCUCAGCCACCUCAGGCUGUCUCCUGCUUGCAGGGCUUGCGUCUGGGGGCCGCCACCUUGAAGGUGGCGCUGGCCAGGCCGCAGAGGGCCGGAGACGUGGCAGGCGGCUGUGCGGAGGAGCCACGCCCUGACCGCCGCUCAGCUAUCUCCGGCCUGUGAUGUGCUGCUCUGGGCCCCGUGGAACUUAAGGAGCCUGUGCAGCGGGGCUCGGAGCGUUGCUGCCUGGGCCGUCUUGAGGCCAGUCCUUUCCGGCACGUGCCAGCCUCCUGUUACUGCUGGGGCCUGCUGGUGAGAAGGAAGGGGGCCGCAGCACGCUGCCGACUUGUCCAGGCCCGGCUCUGUGCUUCAGCCUGCCUGCUGGGAGUCACAGCCGCGCUGGUCUCUCUGGGAGCUCGGAGGCCGCGGGGAGCAGAGUGAGUGAUGAACAAGUGGGAGUAGAUGGUGGCAGCGGUUAGGAGAGCCUGUGCUCUGGAUUUGGGAGGGGGUGGUCGGGGAGAAGGCCCUAGCAGGGAUCAGGUGCUGAGCACGCCCUGCCAUCCUUGGGUCCUCGGUCUGGUAUGACUGCAGGGGGAGCUCUUCAUACCGCAGAAUCCAGGUUCCCCGGGUGCAAACUGCUUGUCACAGCUCGGCGCUGGUGUCAGCGAUGGAGAGCCGGUGUGAUGUGCGGGUGGCGUGCGUCUCACUUCCGUGCCCUCCUCACCUUCCAGCCGCCUGCCGUCUCUGCGUGGACUCCCGCACGCCCCGCUAUCCUAUAGGAGACACCGGUCAUGGAGAAAGCUGUCCCAGCCUUCCUCACAGGCAGGGACAGAGGUGCUCACACCAGUUGGCCCAGGGCCUGAUGUUUCUUGGGGUUUCCCUCCAGUUCUCUGUUCCUAAAAAACAAAACUGGAUUUUAGUUGAACGACGCUUUCUUAACAGAAAGCAAUUGAUACUGGGCCAAAAGUCAAAUGAAGCAUUUAAGUGGCAAAAUUUUAAUUUUUUUUACCAGAGGGUCUUACUGAGCAUGUUUUAAGCACAGUCAUAGCUCAAGGCGGUAUGCCCUGCACAUACUUUCGAUAAAACCUGGGGGCACUGUCUCCCUUUGCAGAAGCACUUUGUCAUUGGUUUUACAUGAAAAUACUGUGCAGAUGUCAGAAACGAAGUCUGCCCUUAGAUGGCUCACUAUGUGCAGGCUCCUUUCCCCAGGCAUCGUGAGUAAAGCAAAUGGCAGAAAUAACUGAAAAACAAGGGGCGCCUGGGUGGCUCA